AUGUCCACGUUUGCAAAAACAUUGUCUCCUGCUCUCCGCGAAAUUCGCAUCUUUUGCUGCCAGUCAAACCAAGCUUCGGCGGGCACGCGGCAAUUCAUCUUGUCCACAUACCCAAUCAUCAAGAAACACAACCCAGACCUUCCCGUCAUGAUACGGGAGGCAAACGGCACACCCGCGCGGAUGUUUGCACGAUUUGAACGCGGAGUUGAGAAACACGUUGAGCUGGACGAUCUCUCAUCGUCAGAUGUGGCUGCCAGUGUUGCUCGGAUAUUAAGCGUCUCAUAG
Molecule: messenger RNA, 285 nt
Organism: Suillus subaureus
Lineage: Eukaryota; Fungi; Basidiomycota; Agaricomycetes; Boletales; Suillaceae
Product: NDUFA2, NADH ubiquinone oxidoreductase 10.5kD subunit
Exons: 3
Coding region: 1-285 (94 amino acids)
Source: RefSeq, a predicted model, not a curated record